This is a messenger RNA of Anoplopoma fimbria (sablefish), 955 nucleotides long. It is a transcript of the gene fam72a, whose product is annotated as family with sequence similarity 72 member A. The record is from RefSeq and is a predicted model, not a curated record. Gene Ontology annotation, cellular component: cytosol. NCBI's taxonomy places the organism in Eukaryota, Metazoa, Chordata, Actinopteri, Perciformes, Anoplopomatidae. The transcript is spliced from 4 exons. Bases 314 to 763 code for a protein of 149 amino acids.
GAUAACCACAUCCUAAUGGAUGCUGAGCCAGUCGUGUAAAACGGGCUAGCUGUUCGCAGAUAUCGUGUAUCUAUCAGAAAUACAGCUAUCAAGUUUAUUUUUUUUAAUAUAGGAAAUCCUUUUGCGAAACACAACGUCUGUUCUGUACGCUCAGGUUAGCGUUAGCCUCCUGUUGUGUCGUUAGUAAAGGCUUUCAUCGGUGUUAACUCUUGAGUUAUUCUCCAGAACUGAGCAGCACCAGUCUGCGGGUCUUGUUGUUUGCUGUCUGUGACCAGAAAGCACCAGAGGGUCCGUCCAUCUUAGCAGGACAACAAUGUCUACAUCGAACGCCAAUUUCAAAAACAAGUGUGUGACCCAGGUGAACUGCAUCUUCUGUGACAGUCUGCUCUGCACCAGAGGCAUGAAAGCCGUGCUCCUUGCAGACACUGAGGUUGAGCUGUUUUCCACUGAUAUACCUCCCAAUAGAACUGUUGACUUUGUGGCCAGCUGCUACUCUACUGAAAGCUGCAAAUGCAAACUGAGAGACAUCGCAUGUCUCAAGUGUGGUAAUGUUGUGGGCUAUCAUGUUGUGGCCCCCUGUAAACCCUGCCUGCUCUCCUGUAACAACGGCCAUUUCUGGAUGUUCAACAGUGAUGCUGUGUCUACUCUCAACAGACUGGAUGCGACAGGUCUGAAUCUGCUCCUGUGGGGAGAUCUUCCCGAACUGGAUGACAGCGAGAAUGAAGAAUCAGAAAGCCCAUCAGAGGAAGAGUGUAUUAGGUAGAAAGGGGAAGGGGACAAUGUGAGAGACCUGGAAAGCUAACGUUUAAGGUGGAGCUAGAAGAGUGUACAAACCAUGCUUGAGAUAAGAGAGAAAAGAGACUCUUCAAAGGGCAAUUUAAUACUGAAUCAAAUAGGGCAGAGAAGCUCUGCUGUACUGCUCUGUAUGGGUUGAAAACGGAAACCACGGUGCACA